Molecule: messenger RNA, 222 nt
Organism: Penicillium subrubescens
Lineage: Eukaryota; Fungi; Ascomycota; Eurotiomycetes; Eurotiales; Aspergillaceae
Product: dolichyl-diphosphooligosaccharide--protein glycosyltransferase subunit 4
Exons: 1
Coding region: 1-222 (73 amino acids)
Cellular component (GO): oligosaccharyltransferase complex
Source: RefSeq, a predicted model, not a curated record
AUGAUCUCCGACGGCGAUCUCUACCGCUUGGCCAUCUUCUUGGGCUCAUGCGCCAUGAUGAUGAUUGUUCUCUACCACUUCCUCGAUGUCAAUGCCCGCGACGAUAAGGAGUCUUCCGAAAACACCUCCGCAAAGCCCGCCCGCGCCACAGUCAAGGCCACGUCGCCAACAUCUUCAGAGAGCACAACCACCUCAGCGCCAACCACGGGGAAUGCACUAUGA